AUGAACGAAAACAUACCAUUGUCGGCAGAGCUACCAUUGACACUACAAGCAAUAGAUUUUUUCAGAAGGUUGAAAAACGAAUUAUUAAACGGGCAGCACAACCAGUUCGUCCGGGGGGAUAUGAUUUGUGUAGGAUGUUUUAAGCGACAUGUUAUAGAGGCUAAUAGGAAAAUGACUAUGCCGUUUACACAACGUGUUUUAAAUCAAGCUAUAGUACCAGUAACUGCAUUUAUACACGCAGUAAUUAAUAACCCUAGGGCGGAUAGUUCUAUAUGUGUAGAAGUGGGCGUGCUUUUAGAGCAACUAAUCGCACGACGCAUAUUAUCAACGGACCAUCUAUUCGAAGAGUAA
This is a messenger RNA of Metopolophium dirhodum (rose-grain aphid), 351 nucleotides long. RefSeq lists its product as uncharacterized. The record is from RefSeq and is a predicted model, not a curated record. The transcript has a single exon. Bases 1 to 351 code for a protein of 116 amino acids. Lineage: Eukaryota; Metazoa; Arthropoda; Insecta; Hemiptera; Aphididae.